Molecule: messenger RNA, 3061 nt
Organism: Labrus mixtus (cuckoo wrasse)
Lineage: Eukaryota; Metazoa; Chordata; Actinopteri; Labriformes; Labridae
Gene: tppp2
Product: tubulin polymerization-promoting protein family member 2
Exons: 4
Coding region: 174-710 (178 amino acids)
Biological process (GO): positive regulation of protein polymerization; microtubule polymerization; microtubule bundle formation
Cellular component (GO): microtubule
Molecular function (GO): tubulin binding
Source: RefSeq, a predicted model, not a curated record
CUGUCCUCACUGUGAGCGAGCCUGGGAGUGGCAGGAAGGAGAGGCAGACAAGAAGGGAGCAGAAGAAGAAAGAGGAGGAAAACGACAAAGAGGUCGAGUGAGUGACGGGCGAAUCAGGAUUGUCGUCUGAAUAUUAACGCAGCAUCGUUUCAGCAGUUUGUGUCUCCGUCAGCAUGGCUGAGGGCGCAGCGUCUGUAGCAGAGGUGGAGACCGCCUUCCAGAAGUUCGCGGUCCAUGGAGACACAAAAGCCACGGGGAAGGAGAUGAACUGCAAGAACUUCGCUAAGCUUUGUAAGGACUGCCGCGUCAUCGACGGCAAGAACGUCACCACCACGGAUGUGGACAUUGUUUUCAGCAAAGUCAAGGCCAAGUCGGCUCGUGUGAUCACGUUUGAACAGUUCAACCAGGCCCUGACGGAGUUGGCUCCCAAACGCUUCAAAGGCAAAAGCAAAGAGGAGGCUCUGCAGCAGCUCUACGGCCUCAUCGCUGGCAAAGAGCCUGCCAACGUUGGAGUCACAAAAGUGGCAAAGGCAGCAGCAGUGGACAGACUGACGGAUACGACCAAAUACACGGGAGCCCACAAGGAGCGCUUCGAUGACUCCGGCAAAGGAAAAGGAAAAGCAGGACGUGAGGACAUCCCAGACUCCAGCGGCUACGUGGCGUCUUACAAGGGCAGCGGCACUUAUGACUCCAAAGUAAACGAAGCAUAACUCUGCAGAAAGAGCGGGAAACUGGUCAAAUGAAUCAAUCCACUCAGGGUCCGAAAUUAACCUUUUUGGUGGCAGGUAGAUGGAAAAAAAAUCACAUUUAAUUGAGUUAAUAAGGUGUUAUUUUCCGUUGGAUUGCAACACAGAUUUAAGACGCGGAAAUUGAUGAAGAUUUUAUUUGCUCGCCUUUAUUUUUUUCAAAGUAGAAGUGCCCACGCCACCCCUGGAUCCGCCCGUGUGGACUACGUUCAUCAAUAUUACAAACAAAAAACUAAAAAUUUGCUUUUAUCUAUAAAAACAAGUAGCCUACAUUUCUCGGUUUAGGCAGCACACCCUUUUAGCGGAUGUGUGUGUGUGUGUGUCACUGGCUGCUCCGGAGGCCUGUUGCGGUCCUAAGUGAAACGGGAAGCGUGAAUUUAGCGUGCACUGUAUCUUCAGUGUUUAGAUACAAUGCAGAGAUGUGAGGAGAAGUUCACAGACUACAGCAGGCUGUGGUGGCAUAAUGUUACUAUAAUUAAGUCACUGAUUGUUGAUGAAUGCAGGCACGGCUGGAGUGAUUGGCGAAUAUUUGAACAGACCGUUUGACCAAAUUAACUUUGUUCUGAUGCACUAAAAGAGAAAAAAGCAAUAUGGUGGCUGGCGUUCCUGUGUGGGUCCUAUCAGCAUCCCCUAACGACGCUCCGACAACGGAGGAGCAGGAGAAAAGAGCGGCAGCUAAACACCCCAAAAAACGGGUUAUAUAAUACAUGACUAUUUGGCUACAAACAUUCCGCCGCCAUGUGGCCAAACGAGUACGUAGAUCAACCUGUAUUUGGCGCCUGGUGGGUGUUAAUUUCGGACCCUGCUUCCACCGCACCAUGAUUGAAGUUUUAAAGUCUUCAUAAGUGGCCAGCUGGAUGGCUGAUAAAAGAGAGAGAGAGAGACCAUUUCCUGAAGAUAAUCCAAAGAUAGUAAGAAACAUGUAUUUGCAAUAAGUAAAGAUAUAUUUAAAGGGUUGUAGCAUGACCUGUAAUGGUUUUCUGAACAUGAGCAGAGAUUUGAGUUGGAGGUAAAGAUAAAAAUGUAUUUCUAACCAAGCAUGCAUUUAGGACACUAACUCUGCUUCUAGUAGAGCUUAACAUUGUGCCUUACUAAUGUAGCCUAGAGGAGGGAGGCUUUGUGGUGCUUUUCCUCUGCUGUCAUAUUUCUGCUGCUUUGUGAGCUUGCUAAUAUAUAUAUAUAUACAUGUCAAUGCCUUUUGCAUCAAAAUGAAUUGGCGGCCAUUAUUAGUCUUGCCAUGGAAUUUUCCACACCUUAAAAUGAAACUUAUACUUACUUACUUAGUAGUAAGUGGUCUAAAUGGUCUAAAUGUGGUCUAAAUGAAACAUCUGUGCUGUGCUUUGGUCAAAAUAUAACAUGAAUCAAGCACCAGAGGAGGUUUGUGACCCUGUAUAAACCAGCUCUCUCAGAACGCUCCGUUUUGGUGUGUGUCUCUUUAAAUGCAAUGAGCCCCCCCUGAGUUUUCCCCGUAGACAUCACUCCUCUGUAGCGAGAAUAAAAAUGCAGGACCUGCAUAAAAGUUUUGCUCUAGGCUGGGGGUGGAGUCCAUGGGUGGAGCUACCAGGAGAGGGGAGGGGGUUUUUAUACCAGAAUCCCACUGUGACAUCACAAGGAGAGCACAUUUGAAAUGGAGCAUUUUUCUCUGUGUUGUAAGACUUAUGCAGACCACAAACAAAGGACUGGAUGGGUUUAUUUCAUAUUUUGUGGGUCGGUAGACACUCAGGUUACCCAAAUAUAUGUUCAAAAACACUGAAAACGUGGAUUUUUCACAAUAUGUCCCCUUUAAAUUACCUGUAAGCAGGGGAUGUGUGGAGUUCUGCUGUCUCUUUAAAGGCCCUCCUCCCCACUUGGCCAGCUCUGUUUGCAUUCACAGGGAAAGUUGAGUGAGCUUCCAGGUUCAGGUUAAGUCUUGUAAUGUUCUCGUAAAGUCUCGUUCAGAGCAGCAGGAACCCAUGUGCAGGGAUUAUGUUUUGACAAACAAAAGCAGGUCUCAAGAUCAAAUGAGCGAUUUGUAGCCUAAGAUAAAACUUUUAAAUUGAUAUGAGACAUGAUAUUAUUUACUUGACAUGUCUGUAUCAUCAAAAUACAAGAAAACGAAGAUGCUAAAGUACAGAUUAUGAAUUUGUAUCCAGAAAUAUUGUAUGAAUAUUUGGUAUAUUAACUCCUAUAAACAGAAGUGAGCUCUAACAGGUUCAGUCUGUGUUCUGUAUAUUUGAGCGAUAUACAGUAUUUUAAACGUUGUUUUGAUGCAUAUUGAUUGUACGGACUUGUCUGAUGCAGCCAUAACUCUUUGUUUACUGUGUGAGGAAAUAAAA